Messenger RNA from Apus apus (common swift), 3270 nucleotides. It is a transcript of the gene GFRA4, whose product is annotated as GDNF family receptor alpha 4. Gene Ontology annotation, biological process: nervous system development. Gene Ontology annotation, molecular function: glial cell-derived neurotrophic factor receptor activity. Bases 45 to 1325 code for a protein of 426 amino acids. Gene Ontology annotation, cellular component: signaling receptor complex; external side of plasma membrane. Lineage: Eukaryota; Metazoa; Chordata; Aves; Apodiformes; Apodidae. The transcript has 8 exons. The record is from RefSeq and is a predicted model, not a curated record.
GCCGUGCCCAGUCGGUGUGAUCCCAGCCGUGCCGAGCCGGUAGGAUGAGGGGCAUCCUCUGCUUCUGCACCCUGAUCCUCCUGGAAGGCAUGGCAGAAGCUGUCAGCUCAAGCAGGGACUGCCUUCAAGCAGGUGAGUCCUGUACCAACGACCCCAUCUGCAGUGCCAAAUUCAGGACCCUCCGGCAAUGCAUCGCGGGCAACGGGGCCAACAAGCUGGGCCCCGACGCCAAGAACCAGUGCAGGAGCACAGUGACAGCCCUGCUCUCCAGCCAGCUCUAUGGCUGCAAGUGCAAGAGAGGCAUGAAAAAGGAGAAGCACUGCUUGAGCGUCUACUGGAGCAUCCACCACACGUUGAUGGAAGGCAUGAAUGUACUGGAGAGCUCCCCUUAUGAGCCCUUCAUCAGAGGCUUUGAUUACGUCCGGCUGGCAUCCAUCACGGCAGGGGCUGAGAACGAGGUGACCCAGGUGAACCGGUGCCUGGACGCCGCCAAAGCCUGCAACGUGGACGAGAUGUGCCAGCGGCUGCGGACCGAGUACGUCUCCUUCUGCAUCCGCCGCCUGGCCCGCGCCGACGCCUGCAACCGCGCCAAGUGCCACAAGGCUCUGCGCAAGUUCUUCGACCGCGUGCCGCCCGAGUACACCCACGAGCUGCUCUUCUGCCCCUGCGACGACACGGCCUGCGCCGAGCGCCGGCGCCAGACCAUCGUCCCUGCCUGCUCCUACGAGUCCAAGGAGAAGCCCAACUGCCUGGCGCCGCUGGACGCCUGCCGGGAAAACUACGUCUGCAGGUCACGUUACGCCGAGUUCCAGUUCAACUGCCAGCCAUCCCAGCAGGCUGCCAGUGGCUGCCGGAGGGACAGCUAUGCUGCCUGUCUGCUGGCCUACACUGGGAUCAUAGGCAGCCCCAUCACACCCAACUACAUUGACAACUCAACUUCCAGCAUAGCUCCCUGGUGCACGUGCAAUGCCAGUGGCAACAGACAGGAGGAGUGUGAGAACUUCCUGCAUCUCUUCACCGACAACAUCUGUCUCCAAAAUGCCAUCCAGGCCUUUGGCAACGGGACCUACCUGAAUGCAGCUGUGGCCCCAUCCAUCCCCCCCACCACACAGAUGUACAAGCAGGAGAGGAACGCCAACAGAGCCGUGGUGACCCUCAGAGAGAACAUCUUCGACCACCUCCAGCCCACCAAGGUGGCCGGGGAGGAGAGGCUCCUGCGGGGCUCCACUCGUCUGUCGUCAGGGACUUCCAGCCCAGCAGCUCCUUCUCCACUGCAGACCUGGCUUCUCCCCACCCUGGCUGCCCUGGGCCUCUCUGUGAUGUGAGGCAAGGUGGGCACAAGCCUGGCAGAGACUCUCUUUGUGUUGGUUUCUUUACAAAAACAACCAGACCCGUAACUUUUUCGGGGGGGAGGGAGGGGGAGGAGAGAAGGGAUGGGAAGGAGAGGUGAGCGUGUGGGCAUCCCUUCCUCCUCCUCAUCCCUCUGCCAAUGUAUUUGAUUUUAUACAAUCAGCAUCGUUGACAACCAGCUCAUUCUUGGUCCUGGCCAGCUUUCCACCCCACAGCUUGGUUGUUGUCUCUCCAGCUCUCUCUGGGUGGGGCCGGAGCCACAGACCAUUCCCUUGGAAAAGGUGAAGGAGAAAGUCAAGUCAAGAAAUCAGAGCUGCAAAGGAAAUGCUUUUGCCUGCUCCAGCCAAGAGGGGAAAGACUUCUGAUGGGUGAGCUCUCAGGAAGUUUCCUGAAGCCCUGACUCAUGCUGGGGGACUCUUGACAGGACAUUAUGGUUGGACUUGAUGAUCUUCAGAGUCCCUUCCAACCAGGAUGAUUCUGUGUCAAACAACGUGGAGUUCAGACUGUCUCCAGGGUUGCUCAGGACCCACAGGACAGCCCACCUGGUUCAAACUAUAGAAGCUACAGCACCAGUGAGAAGGUGGUUGGUUUUGUUCCCAGAGAGGAUCCUGGAGCACCUCUGGGGUGGACAGAGCAACCAGGCUACCAACUGGCUCAGAGGGAUUGUCCACCCCCUUGAAACUGUGGCUGGUGUGCACCUCCCAGGUGUCACCCACCCCUCGGGCCCUCCUCUGUGGAGAAACGUGUGUCAUGCAGAGAUGGUGUUCAGGAAGAAACACAUGUGUUGGGUUUUGUUUACAGCUGGCUUCCUCCCUGUCCCAGCCUUCACAGCUCUACUCACCGGCCCUGUAAAGUGUCUGGGGUGGGUAUUUUUUGGUCACACCCAAACAACCAGAGGACAAUGCUGUCCCACUCCAAGCUAACCUUUCUCCAGGUGGAAUGAACCCUGUGAACCCACAGGCAGGACUUGACACCAGCCCAACACGACAGAUUCCCACGUGCUGCCUCUCCCUGAGAGGCAGAGGGUCUUCAGUCAAGGGGGGUUCAUUAAUGAUGCAAGCAAGAAACAGGGUAGAAAAGGUUUGCUAGACACCACCCUGGGGACAUAAACAUCCAGCCAGUUUCUGGAAAUGCCAAGUCAUGAAUCAUGUCACGGGCAGGGAGUUGGUUGCUGAGGUUCCCCUGCUUGAAGAGCUGAUGGAGCCAACUGCUUGUGUCCAGGUUAGCACGUGAAGGACGUUGUCUCCUGCCAAGUGCUAGUUGCUCAGCCAAGAGGUGGUUUGAGCAAAGGCUGCUGGAGGGACCCACUGAGCUGCAGCCAGAGCCCAGCUGGAGGGUGAGGACAAACAUCUCUCUGGUCUCUCGGGGCACAGGGAGGCAUCACCUCUGGCUACCUGAGCAUUCUUCCCUCGAGAAGAUGAGCUGAGGACUUCCAGCACCUUCCUGGGAGGCUGAACUCCUUGUUAGAUCAAGCCAAGAAAGAAGACGGUACAGAAGGUUUCCCAGGAUAUAUUCUUACCCAGGUUGACCACCACAAGAGGCACAGGAUUAGCUCCAGGAUCUCACUGAGCAUUUAUCCCUUGGCUUUGCAGCACCCCAUUUAUGCCUUGGUUUGUGCUCCUCCAAGGGAAGUCAUUAGUUCCUUAGCAUCUGAAGGCAGAGAAAGGCUUGGCAAGAGCUGGAGCAGCCAGGUCCAGCACUUUUCAUUCCCAGUUCCUGCAGAACACCUUCCCUUGCUUUUUUUGCUUCAGAUUUUGCUGAGAAACUGCAGCAACUUUCCUGGGUUUUGGUCCAAUAUGAAACCCCCCUUGUCUUCAAAUGGACGAGAGCGGAUGUGUGAGACAUGCACAGAAAUCCUCCUGGCUGCAUCCUAGCCAAAGUUCAGCUCCUCGAGGUCCUCGUGGCUGUAGCAUCUGGUUG